This is a messenger RNA of Fusarium poae, 663 nucleotides long. RefSeq lists its product as uncharacterized. The transcript is spliced from 3 exons. Gene Ontology annotation, biological process: regulation of DNA-templated transcription. Gene Ontology annotation, molecular function: DNA-binding transcription factor activity, RNA polymerase II-specific; zinc ion binding. Lineage: Eukaryota; Fungi; Ascomycota; Sordariomycetes; Hypocreales; Nectriaceae. The coding region runs from base 1 to 663 and encodes 220 amino acids. The record is from RefSeq and is a predicted model, not a curated record.
AUGCAAUUCUCUGACAAUGCCGCUUCCAAAUCACAUGGUUUGCUGAAACGAAACGGGUUCUCUGGUUUGGCUAUGGAACCACAAGGGUCUAGGAAACUGGUUCCCAUAUUGCCUGCCCAACAGAUUCCAGACCCGAUACGACAAGAUGGUGCCGCGAAUUCGGAGUCUUCUAGCACAGGUCAAAGCCAAAGCCAAAGCCAAUCCCAAGGUCAAGGUGGUCAAGGCCAGAGGACGAGGGCCAAAAGGAAUCUAGUCGCAGUGGCCUGCGAGGGAUGCCGGCGGAAGAAGGCCAAGUUCUUUGAAAAGUGUGAUGGUAGAAGACCGACCUGUGGCCGAUGCUCCUCCAAAAUGGAGAGCUGCUUGUACGAGUCCCCGCCACUCCCCUUUGCCGUCAAAAAGAAGUGCGACACCUUGAUGCUCGAGAACCAACAAUACCGAGAGUUAUUCAACGCCAUCCACGAAAGACCAGAUUGCGAGGCCCAAGAGAUCUUCAAUCGUAUCAGAGCAUCGAAUGAGCCCCUUAGUGUUCUCGAAGCUAUAAAACAAGCCGAGGUGCUCCUGCCAGGCCCUGCCAGCAGCUACAGUAACGGGACACCGCAGGGAAGCGUCCCGAGCCUAAAUCACGCGAGUUCUAGUCGGACUCAAGACAGUGACCGUUCGUGA